AUGGCCGCCAAUCCACUCACUAGCCCAAAUGGCAUCCUUAGCUUUCUAACUGAGGACUUCAAACAGUCACCAGGCAACUACAUCACGGCCCUGGUCGUACUGCUCGCCAGUGUCUUGCUACAUAAACUAUCAACGCCAUCCCUUGAAGCGGGCGAGCCUCCCUUGCUCAAACCUAAAUUCCCCAUCGUUGGACAUUUCUACGGCUUGAUGAAACACCAAAACAUCUACUUAAAACAACUAUAUGACAGAUCUCACAGACAAAUCGCGACUCUCCCCAUACUUGGCGGCAAACUCUACGUUAUAUUCGACCCAGUCAUCGUUCAGUCUGCAUACCGAAAAAAGACACUAUCGUUCGAACCAUUUGCUUCAGAGUUUGCACAGAGAGAACUGCUAUUGUCCGAUCGGGUUCAGUACAAGCUUAAGAAUACCGAUCUUGUGCCAGAGUUCUUCGCUGCUAUCCAUCCUGCCAUGACAGGCGAUCAUAUUCAUCGCAUGAAUGCAAAUGCCUUGAACUACAUAUCGAAAGAUAUCAACAAGAUUAGCGGACACGGCAACCUGGAGAAUGCAAAUCUCUGGCUGUGGUUAAGAGAUCUUGUGACUAUGGCAACCGCUGAAGCACUAUACGGAUCCAAGAAUCCAUUGAGACAGGAUCAUAGCUUACUGAAUGAUGUUUGGACGUUCGAGGCUGGUCUCAACAUGCUAUUGGUCAAUAUUCUCCCGGCCAUCACAGCUCCCAAGGCUCAUCAAGCCAGAGCGCGACUCCAAGCAGCACUGGGAAAAUACUAUGGUGCAAGAAGCUAUCAAGAUGAAGACGCAUCAGAAAUAGUCAGAGCCCGAGCAGGUGCUUUUGUAAAAUAUGGUGUUCCAGACGAGGAAGUCGGCCAUAUCGAACUGGCGCUCCUGCAUGUCGGUACGGCUAACACCAUUCCCACUCUGUACUGGUUCUUUGUCAACGUAUUUAAUCGACCUGAACUUGUACAAAGACUGAGGAAAGAAGUUGUCCCAGUCAUAUAUAAGGAUGGAGAGGACAAGGCUGUUGUUGAUGUGACGAUUUUGGAUGAGAAGUGCCCCUUACUUGUCAGCUGUUACCGAGAGGCUAUUCGACUGAGCAAUCAGGCCGUAGGCAACCGCCGUGUCCUGGAAGAUACAACGGUCACAGACAGCAAAGGAAACUCAUACCUUCUAAAGAAAGGCGAGAAUGUCCAAAUGUCCGCUGCAGUCAGUCACAGCCUCGACACCUGGGGCGAAGACGUCUCCGCCUACAAACCAGAUCGUUUCAUCGAGAACAAGGCCAACACAGAGAACGAAAAGGCAAAGCGUUCAGCUUUCAUCGCCUUUGGUGGCGGACGCAAUCUCUGCCCUGGACGAAAUUUUGCAUUUGCUGAAAACCUGGGACUGAUAACUUGUCUGCUGGCAGGCUUUGAUGUCACAUUGCCGGAUGGACCUGGGUUCCCGGCCAGCGCAGACUGUAGUUUCUCACAAGCUGCUAAGAAACCCUUGAAUGACGGAGAAGGGUUCGGUGUGCGAAUAGAGAGGAGAGUGGGGUGGCAGGAGGCCCAGUGGUCGUUCAAGUCUUAA
Messenger RNA from Fusarium poae, 1578 nucleotides. RefSeq lists its product as uncharacterized. The transcript is spliced from 3 exons. Gene Ontology annotation, molecular function: oxidoreductase activity, acting on paired donors, with incorporation or reduction of molecular oxygen; iron ion binding; heme binding. Bases 1 to 1578 code for a protein of 525 amino acids. The record is from RefSeq and is a predicted model, not a curated record. Lineage: Eukaryota; Fungi; Ascomycota; Sordariomycetes; Hypocreales; Nectriaceae.